AUUAACCAUCCAGGAAGCUGGAAAACAGAACUUAACAGGCAGCAUCCCCCACAGGCUUACUGUACGCAUGCUGGUUCCAGGACAGGAGGACUGAGCCAGCAGAAACAGCCUGAGUCCACUGCAGACUGGCCUGGCUAUACUGGACAAUGCCACUCCUCCUGUAUAGCUGUCUUCUCUGGCUGUCCUCCAGUGGCCUCUGGAAUGUCCAGGCCAUGGAUCCUAACGCUGCUUAUAUGAACAUGAGUAGACAUCGGGAUCUGGCUUCAGUCAACGUUGAUUUUGCCUUCAGCCUGUAUAAGCACCUAGUGGCCUUGAGUCCCAAGAAGAACAUUUUCAUCUCCCCUGUGAGCAUCUCCAUGGCAUUAGCUAUGCUGUCCCUGGGCACCUGUGACCACACACGGGCCCAACUUCUCUGGGGCCUGGGCUUCAACCACACUGAGAAGUCUGAGGCUGAGAUCCACCAGGGUUUCCAGCACCUCCACCAACUCCUUGUAGAAUCAGACACCAGCUUAGAAAUGACCUUGGGCAAUGCCUUGUUUCUUGAUGGGAGCCUGGAGUUGCUGGAGUCAUUCUCAGCAGACAUCAAGCACUACUAUGAGUCAGAGAUCUUGACUUCGAAUUUCCAGGACUGGGCUACAGCAGCCAGCAGACAGAUCAAUGACUAUGUCAAGAGUAAGACACAGGGGAAAAUUGAUGACUUCUUCUCAGGGCUGGAUAGCCCAACCAUCCUCAUCCUGGUCAACUAUAUCUUCUUCAAAGGCACAUGGAAACAGCCCUUUGACCUCGCAAGCACCGGGGAGGAAAACUUCUAUGUGGACGAGACAACUGUGGUGAAGGUGCCCAUGAUGUUCCUGUCGGGCACCAUCAGUUACCUUCAUGACUCAGAGCUCCCCUGCCAGCUGGUGCAGCUGAACUAUUCAGGCAAUAGGACUGCCUUCUUCAUCCUUCCGGAAAAGGGAAAGAUGAACAUGGUCAUCACUGCGCUAAGCCGGGACACAAUUGACAGGUGGUCUGCAGGCCUGACCAGCAGCCAGGUGGACCUGUACAUUCCGAAGGUCACCAUCUCUGGAGCCUAUGACCUCGGAGGUGUGCUGGAGGAAAUGGGCAUUGCAGACUUGUUCACCAACCACGCAAAUUUCUCACGCAUCACCCAGGAUGCCCAGCUGAAGUUAUCAAAGGUGUUCCAUAAGGCUGUGCUGCAAGUCAGUGAGGAGGGUGUGGACACAACUGGCUCCAGUGGGGUCACCCUAAACGUGAUGUCCAGGCGUAUCAUCAUGCGUUUCAACCAGCCCUUCCUCAUCAUGAUCUUCGACCACCUCACCUGGAGCAGCCUUUUCCUGGGCAGGGUUGUGAACCCAGCGUAAGAGACUGCCCACCUGGAGCCACAGCACUAUCUGACUUUGGGCACCAGGGACCCUAUGGAAAUGUUUUGGAGAGCAGAAAGUAAGUUUCCCCCAAUCCUCUUGAAGUUCUCCUUCCAAUCAGACUUGUAUCUAUUUUUAGGCAUCUUGUAAUAAAUAUCAUUGCAACUCUGA
This is a messenger RNA of Callithrix jacchus (white-tufted-ear marmoset), 1535 nucleotides long. It is a transcript of the gene SERPINA6, whose product is annotated as serpin family A member 6. Lineage: Eukaryota; Metazoa; Chordata; Mammalia; Primates; Cebidae. Gene Ontology annotation, molecular function: serine-type endopeptidase inhibitor activity. The record is from RefSeq and is a predicted model, not a curated record.